AUGGAGAUUCAGCUGGAGGAAGGAGAUGAUUGGAGUCUGACGCUUACCCGAUUUAUGGUUGUUGGGAAGAUUAUUGCUAAUCGGGUGUUGAAUCGGCGAGGGGUUGUUAGUAUUUUGAGAGGAAUUUGGUCGGAAGAGGUGGCGCCAUGUAUACGAGAGAUUAAAGAAAAUAUGUACAGUAUUUCUUUCAAGUCUGAGAAAGAAGUGGAGAAAGUUCUGAUGGAUGGGCCAUGGGUUGAAGAUCCGAUUUCCAGAGGGGGUUUGGGAAGGGGUUUCUUGAGAUUACGAGUUGGUUUAGAGGUUUCUAAACCGUUGGUAGAAGGUUUCUGGGUUCCGAGACAGAAUAGAGAAAAGGUUUGGGCAGAAGUGAAAUAUGAGAGACUUGCAGAUUUUUGCUAUACGUGUGGAAGAAUUGGGCAUGUUUCUCGUAAAUGUGGAGAAGAAUCUGAGGCUAUGGAUGAGAAUGGGAAACCUAGAUUUGGUCCUCACAUGAGAGCUGCACCUGCUAGAGAUGUUAGUUGGAAUAGAGGAAAUGUUGGAAGUAGUUCGUAUAAAAUUGGCAGUAGGAGGGAGGCUACUAAGUUUGAUCAAGCAGCAGUGGCCAGAGAGUCUCUGAAUGCUAGUGAAAAUGAGGAUAAUAAGGAAAAUUUGGUGGCAAGAAAUGCUAGAAAGGGGAAGGGUGUUGCACAUGAGGAAGGGUGUUGUCAAUUGAAGCAGAAAAAUAAUGUUAAUAAUGUUGUAUUGACUCAGUUUGCUGGUGCCAAUAUGCAACAAUGGAUGGGACAAUCUCAGGUGAUGGAAAUUCAAAGAAAGGAAGCUUACUGUGGAGGUAUUUCUAUGCAUGCUGUUCUUGAUAAGCAUGAUACAGUUCUUGUUGAUAGAAAUAUACUUGUUGAUAAACCAAUGCUAGAACAUACUGCUACUACACAUUCUUUACCUUUCAAUAUUCCUUUGGAUGUUCAGAGUGAGGCUUUUAAUUUUGACAAUAGACCUCCAGGGAAUAUGAUGUUGGAAGAAGAAUUAAACAGUAGUUUUGCUAACCCUGUUGUGUUGUCUCAAACUCUUGCCUUACACAAUAAUACUGCUGAUGUUCCUCCUGAAUUCUCUCCACCAAAUCAAACUGUUGGCCCUUUGCCCUCUUUAAAUACCAACAAUAAUCUAAACAAUUUACCAUCCAUUUCCAUUCAUCUUGCCAGCCCUGCUUCAGAACAAUCCGUUUUACCUAUUGAUGAACCUGGUGUUCCUGAACUUCCUUAUGAUGAGUCUGGUGUUCAUGGGUUGCUUUAUCAUGAACAUGGUGUUCCUGAGCUACCAUAUGUGGAACCAGGUGAUCCUGAGUUACCAAUUGCUGAAUCUGAUAUUCCAGAGUUAUUUUCUAGAUUUUAUGUGUUUGACAGGAAUCUUAAUUCCUAUGUACCUGUGCAACAAUCUGAGUUUAAUAUUGCUGACAUAGGUGUGAAUAAUGAGGGAAAUGUAGUUGGAAGUAGGUUGGAUGCUUUUAUUCAUUCCAGACGGCAGAUGAGAAUUACCGACAGGGAUAAUGAAGAGGAUCAUAGCUCUGGUUUGAGGAGGCUUGAAUUAAAAAGAGGUUUGGAUGAGGAAGGGGAAGGUUCUACAGCCAUGAAAAGAAUGAGGGUUUCGACACAGAAUGUUUGGAGUACUACUAAUGAUUCCUUGGGGAUAGGUGUUGAGAAUAUUAGUGGAGGAUGUAGUAAGGGGAAGAAGGUUAGCAGGAAAACUUCUGGUGCUAGGAGAGGAAGACCUAGAAGAGUUGUUUGGAGUAGAAAGCAAGUGGAGGAACUGUGUUUAUUUGAAGUUCCUGUUCAGGAGUCAUCUAAGAUUGGGGUUAGAGAAGUUUCUAUUAGCAUGGAUGGUGGUUUUGCUUUUGCUGAAGGUGGUGGUGAUACUGAAGUUGUGAAUCCUGAUGGUAGCAAAUACAGGAUUAGCUGGAUUUAUGGUGCUCCUGUUUUUAAUGAUAGAAAGGUUGUUUGGGAUAGAUUGAAGAGAAAAUCCUUGAGUAUUGAGGGGCCUUGGAUGUGUGUGGGAGAUAUGAAUGAUAUUGUGGCUGAUUCGGAAAAAGAAGGGGGUCCUCCAAAGGAUAGAAGAUAUAUACAGAAUUUUAAAACUAUGAUAGAAUUCUGUCAAUUGAUGGAAGUCCCUACCAAUGGUCAGUCCUUCACUUGGUCUGGAGUGAGAGAUGGCAUGGUGAUAAAAGAAAGAUUGGACAGGUGUCUUGUAAAUUUGGAUUGGUUUGAACUAUCAGAAAGGUCAAAAAAAAAAUUCAAGUAUGAGGCUACCUGGAAUGAAUCUGAAGAUUGCAAACGAAUUAUUAGAGAAGGGUGGGAGCUUGCUGUGGAUGGAAAUCCUACCUACAAAGUUGUUUGCAAAUUAAAAAGGUGUAGAAGUUUGCUGAAGAAUUGGUGUAAAGAAAAAGACAAGCAUAAGAAGUCAAAGGAAAAUUUGAUAAAAGCUAUUGCUGAUAUUAAUGAUAAAGGAGAUUCUCUUGAAGACAGGGACUUGGUGAAAGAUUUGGAAAGUCGACUCAGGAAUAUUUGGCAAGAGGAGGAAACAUAUUGGCACCAGAGGGCUAGAGUCAAUUGGCUCAAAUGUGGAGAUAGUAAUACAAAAUACUUCCAUCAAACUACUUUGAAGAGGAGACAGUUCAAUAAAAUUUUAAAACUGAAAAAAGGAGAUGAAUGGAUAGAAAAGGAAGACGAGAUUAUGGGAGAAUUUCUGAGAUAUUAUGAAGGUUUGUUUACAACUCGUGGUGAUAGAGAUUGGGAUAGGGUGUUGCAAUGUGUUCCCGAAGUGGUUACCAGGGAAAUGAAUGAGAGUUUAUUGGUCAGUAUUACUGAUGAGGAAGUGAAGCAAGCUGUGUUUCAAAUGGGGGAAUUAAAAAGUCUUGGUCCCGAUGGUUUUAAUGGUCAAUUCUUUCAAACACAUUGGGAAGUAGUUCAGGAGGAUAUUUGCAAUAUGGUGAAGAAUUUUUUUAGGAGUGGGAAAAUUCUUAAGGAGAUUAAUUGCACUGAGAUUGUUUUAAUUCCAAAGGUUAAAAGCCCUGAAUCUGUUACUCAAUUCAGGCCUAUUAGCCUUUGUAAUUACAUUUACAAAAUUAUCUCCAAGCUUAUGGUGAAUAGAAUGAAACAGUUUAUGGGGAGUCUUGUUACUGAAGAGCAGAGUGCUUUUGUAGAGGGGAGACAAAUUCAUGACAAUGUUCUGGUGGCUCAAGAAGUCUUUCAUUACUUAAGGGUGAAAAAAAGAGGUGGUAGCUAUGAUGUGGCUAUUAAAAUUGAUAUGAGUAAGGCGUAUGAUAGGGUGGAGUGGGAUUUUCUUUAUGCCCUUCUUUUAAAACUUGGUUUUUUAUCUUGCCCUGAGUUAUCCCAUCUUCUCUUUGCGGAUGACUCUUUAUUUUUCAUGAAGGCUGACCCUGAUAAUUGUGGCAAGCUCUUUGAUAUUUUACAGGAAUAUUCUGCUGCUUCAGGCCAGGAGAUCAAUUUGGAGAAGUCUAAUCUGAUCUUUAGUUCCAAUACCCCACAGGAGCAUGAGUCAGAAAGGAAGAUACAUUGGUGCAGCUGGGAUGCUAUGACAUUGCCUAAAACAGAAGGUGGCAUGGGUUUUAAGGACUUGGAGGUGUUCAAUAGAGCACUCUUGGCUAAGCAAGCAUGGAGGGCAAUGAAUAAUUCAAAUGCUCUUUGGGUUAAGGUUUUGAAAGGUAUUUACUUUCCCAACUCUGAUUUUAUGAAAGCUAAAAAGGGAGCUAGAGCUUCUUGGUCAUGGCAUAGUUUAUUAGAUGGAAGGGAUUUUUUGAAUGAUCAUAUUCAAUGGCAAGUAGGGAAUGGAGCUCAAAUUCAUAUUUGGGAUGAUAAGUGGGUACCUGAUAUCGGGAGAUUGACAGCUUCAGGGAAUUUCUCUUCCCAAAAGCCUGACAAAGUGGCAGAAAUCAUCAAUCAUAAUCAAAGAGUAUGGGAUAUUGAGCCUGUAAAGCAGUGGAUUACUAAGGAUGAACAAGAUGCUAUCUGCAGAAUUCCUCUUGGAGUUUUUGAAAGAGAAGAUAAGAGAGUUUGGCCUCACAAUACUUCAGGUCAGUAUUCUGUAAAGUCUGGCUAUUUCAUCUUAAAAAACAACAUGUCUAGUUCUCAAAAUCCUAAUAGGGCAUCUAGUUCUCAUAAUGUUGAUCAUACUAUCUGGAAAUUUAUUUGGAAGCUUACUUGCCCUAAUAAGAUUAAGACAUUUUUAUGGAGAUGUUGUCGUAAUGCAUUACCUACUGCCAUGGGUUUAUUCAAACGAAACUGUAGAGAUUCAGGUCUCUGUUCUAUUUGUGGACAAGGGGAAGAAACUAUUGAACAUAUUCUUCUUACCUGUGAUUGGACUCGUGGAGUAUGGUUAUGUGUUUGUGGGUUGAUUAUUGAUAUGCAGGGGCUUUCUACUUUUGAUAAAUGGUUGGAUCAGCUUAGGAAAAUGUUAACAGAUUCUGAGGAUGGGGGUAGACAGAUGCUAACUAAGAUUGCUUUUGUAUGCUGGAUCAUUUGGAAAGUUCGAUGUGAGGUAGUAAUUGCUGAGGAAAAACUACAACAUGUUCAAGUAGUUUAUAGGAUUCAGAAAGCCAUUGGUGAUUUUGAGUUAGCCAAUUUUAUUGCUGAUAAGAGGCAAGUGAUAAAAAAUGAUCAGCAGGUUGUACAGAGGUGGAGUAAACCUGAGUUGGGCUGGUUAAAGUAUAAUUGUGAUGGAUCAUUUUGUAAAGAUACAAAGAAUUUUGGAAAUGGUGUGGUAGUUAGAAAUCAUAGUGGGCACAUUCUUGAGGGUAUUGGAAUGACAGUUGACGGGUCUAGUGCUUUAUGUGCUGAAGCUUUAGCACUUAGAGAAGCUGUUCAGCUCGCAGUAAAGUCUGGUGUGCAGAAUGCAGUCUUUGAGAUUGAUUCGGCAGAGCUUUUUACUAAUGUGCAGCAGAGGAUUGUGAGUAAGCAAGAUUGGCAUAUCAGUCAUAUUAUUCAAGAUAUUCAAAGCAUGUUGCCCUGUUUGGAUAAGUCAAUGGUAAGGAAAGUUAGUAGAAGUGCCAAUUUGGCGGCGGACUGGUUUGCUAAACAGUCCAGAAGGAAGAUGAGCUGUUCUGGAUGGCGUCAGUUCCCACCAUCUUCCCUUGUUGGAAUUUGGAAUAAGGAUGGGGUUUCUGCACCUCCUUAG
This is a messenger RNA of Corchorus capsularis, 5181 nucleotides long. The record is from the annotation of a GenBank genome assembly. Lineage: Eukaryota; Viridiplantae; Streptophyta; Magnoliopsida; Malvales; Malvaceae.